Cladocopium goreaui is the source of this 916-nucleotide messenger RNA. The record is from the annotation of a GenBank genome assembly. NCBI's taxonomy places the organism in Eukaryota, Dinophyceae, Suessiales, Symbiodiniaceae.
CAGAAACUGCGCUGGUGAAAGCUCCUGCCGAUCAGCUUGACGGCCAUGUCUCUUUGCUGUGGGACUUCAGAUCACUAGAUGCUCAUGAAAGGCGAAGAUGAAGCAGAGGCAACGGGGGUGGCCGUUGUUCAGUUGCCGCUUCCUAAAGGCAUCCUGCUGUUGACCUUCAGUGACUGGAGCGUUUGGCUUCAAACUUGUUUGAGCCUCACUGCAGUGAUCUACGUGUGGCUUCUGCCAUGGUUGCAGACCACAGCUUGGGCGCAUACAUGCCAACCAGAGACCGUGGAAGGUGAAGUCUGGGAAUAUCCGCACUGUGCGUAUUUGAUCGACUGGAGUUGGGUCCGGAAGAUCUUGGAGUUCCUGCAUUUCAACAAUUGGUUUGAAGCAGGUGCUAGUGUCUCAGAUUACAUCGCCAAUGCUCAAGCCACAGGUGGCAUGGCAGCAUGCGAGUUUUGGCCUUGCAUGUUUUUGUACCUCCCAAAUCGCUGGGUGGAUAGCCCGGGCGCCUACAUCUCCUUGAUCAUCUUCCAGGUCUUCUUUGGUUUGUUUCUGAUGAAUCCUGUGACCUCUGGCCUUUGCAUGCACACGUUGGUGGUCGGGAUCUUUUGCAAUGCCGGCUUGGCUCACACGUUCAUCAUGGGGUUUCACUUGGAUCGCCUGCCAAGCUGGAGAGCUCGUGCUUGCAAAAUCUUCCGGGUGGGUGCCAUCCUGGGCUUUGCCGGGGUGAUUUUCACGGGAAUGGUCUGCCUCAUCAGCAGUUGGAUUGGAGCCAAUGCGCCCUUCUUCUUCUGGUUCUGUGAAUCCCUGGGGCUUAGUUCCAUGUCGCUGUUUGUAAUUUGUUUUAGGUAUGAAGAUGUGAGCCAGCUGCCUCACUGAUAGCAUCAAAGAAUGAUCCUGUCGGAGGCACUGCAGAAAA